AUGGAUCUGUUUAAGCACGGUAUGAAGGGUCCAACAAGGCCAGCUCCAUCUGUGCCUGUACUGAAUGGUGUGAAUCGUUAUUCACCGGUUACAAACUGGAAUGAUGAUCCUUUUGGGGCAGAUGUUUUUGAACCAUCUCCUCAGUAUGCACAAAAGAAGAAGCCACCACCACGGCCACCACCACCGAAGCUUUCUAGACAACCUGAUAUCCCAGCAAAGCCUUCCCAUUUCAUAAGAAAGCCCACAGUCCUAUCAUCACUCUUAUCACGUAGCAAAGCUGCAGUAAAUCAACAAAAUACUAGUGUUAAGCAACAGACUAUGUUAACCGAAAUAAAUAGUGAAGUGGAUACAAGUAAAAUGUUUCCUAAGUGUGAAACCCGGAAUGUGCAAACAGGGGCUCUGAUUGAUCUGUCUUCACCGCCCAGUUCACCAACAUUUACAACACGGUCAAGUAGUGAUGGGCUUAGUGUAGAUAGCUUUGGUUCAGAUGCUACCACUUCUACAAACCAACACAAUCUUCUCAAUAGUGGUAAUGUGUCACAGCCUGAGAGUGGCUUUGAAGAUGAUUUUGAUUUAUUUUUAAACAAUAGAAAACAUAUAAACAAAGAAGAUACUUUAGACGAUUUGGCUUCAGUGGACCCUUUUUCACCACAGCCUGUACUGCAAAAGCCCUCCAUCAGGAAGAGACCGGUUUUAUGUACAGUUCCAUUUGAUUUAACAAGUAAUACUCAGACUACUUAUCCAGUAUUGAAUGGCCCUACGAUAAUACGUGCAAAACCAGCAAGACCUAAGCCACCAGAGAAUUCUGCAAUUCUGAAAAGUACAUUUGGAAGCAGUUUACCUAUCACUUCAAUGAAUGUGAACACAACAGUGCCUAUUCAGAAAAUCAGUAGUGGAUUUGGAGACAGUUUUGAUUCAAAGCCGUUCAGUUGGGAUCACGAGAGUUCUCCUGAACGGGAGGCGUCGCCCCCCAUGCCGACAAUACCACCCCCUCCGCCGCCACUAGUCUCCGACGAUGACUUAGUCCCUUGGCCAGAAGACGCUCAAGAGUUCUUGGCGGAGAACCAUUUAGAAGGUCUUGGAGUAGAGGAUGACAACAAAGAGCCAUACGCUAUAGCGUUAUUCGACUAUUUUACCGAUCACGAAGAGGAUUUAUGUUUUUCGGCCAACUCGAAGAUAUAUCUAAUAAGGCGAAUCAACGAUGAAUGGCUAUGCGGGAGGUUAAGAAACGGCGUUCAGGGUCUUUUUCCAGCCAAUUACGUAGAGAUCAAGGUGCCCCUGCCCAAUGAGACUGUACUGAAGUCUAACUUCGGAGUCGCCACUGCGAUAUACGGCUUUGAACCUGUACAACCUGGAGACUUAAGGUUUAGCGCAGGCGAUACCAUCGACGUCAUGCAUAAGUUGAACGAUGAAUGGUACUUCGGAGAGUGUAAAGGUCUGAAAGGGCAGUUUCCUGCGAAUUAUGUGCAAAUGAGUUGA
Parnassius mnemosyne (clouded apollo) is the source of this 1479-nucleotide messenger RNA. The record is from the annotation of a GenBank genome assembly. Lineage: Eukaryota; Metazoa; Arthropoda; Insecta; Lepidoptera; Papilionidae.